Molecule: messenger RNA, 2613 nt
Organism: Emiliania huxleyi CCMP1516
Lineage: Eukaryota; Haptophyta; Isochrysidales; Noelaerhabdaceae
Exons: 7
Coding region: 34-2196 (720 amino acids)
Biological process (GO): terpenoid biosynthetic process
Molecular function (GO): 1-deoxy-D-xylulose-5-phosphate synthase activity
Source: RefSeq, a predicted model, not a curated record
AGCUUCUCCAGCGCACAUCAUUCCAGCAUUUCCAUGAGCCUCCUGCUCGGGUUGUACAGUGCCCCGUCGCUCGGGCUGGGCAGCGCGCGCACCGCGUGCGCCACGUCGCGUGCGCACGCGUGCAUGCAGCAGCAGCAGCAGCCGGGGCCUCCGUACGCCGGGCCGCGGUCCACACCGCUUCUGGACACCGUCUCGACGCCCAACGACCUCAAGGGCUUCUCGCUGGCGGAGCUCAAGCAGCUGUCGCAUGAGCUGCGGUGGGAGACCAUCAACGCCGUCUCCAAAACCGGAGGACACCUCGGCUCCUCGCUCGGAGUCGUCGAGCUCACCGUCGCGCUGCACUACGUCUUCAACACGCCGGCCGACCCGGUGAUCUGGGACGUGUCGCACCAGGUGUACCCGCACAAGAUCCUGACGGGUCGGCGCGAGCGCAUGCCCACCCUCCGGCAGGCCGGCGGGCUCAGCGGCUUUGCCAAGCGGUCAGAGUCGGAGUACGACGCCUUUGGCGCGGGCCACUCCACCACCUCCAUCUCUGCGGCGCUGGGCAUGGCCGUGGCGCACGAGCUGCGAGGCCUCGACCAGGAACGAACUUCGGUCGCCGUGAUUGGCGACGGCGCCAUCACCGGCGGCAUGGCCUACGAGGCGAUGAACAACGCCGCCUACCUCAACUCGCGGAUCGUCGUCAUCUACAACGACAAUGGCCAGGUCUCGCUGCCGACGGGCACCCCCUCUGCCGGAGGCACCGUGCCGGCUGGCUCGCUCUCGGCGUACACGUCUCGCCUGAUCGCCUCGAAGCCGUUCCAAGACUUCCGCGACAUCGCAAAGUCGAUCAACCGGCUCUUCCCGUCCGAGAUCCAGCAGGCCAACGCAAAGAUCGACGAGUACGCGCGCGGCAUGGUGUCGGGAGGCACGCUCUUCGAGGAGCUCGGAUUCUACUACAUCGGCCCCGUGGACGGGCACGAUCUCGACAACCUCGUCCCGAUCCUCGAAAACAUCCGCGACCGCGGCGGCAAGCAGCCCGUCCUGCUGCACAUCAAGACUGACAAAGGCAAGGGCUACCCGCCCGCAGAGGCUGCGUCAGACAAGUACCACGGCGUGCCAAAGUUCGAGGUCGCGACGGGCAAGAAGCUGACCGCACCCGCCAAGACGCCCUCGUACACCUCCGUCUUCGCCGACUCGCUUAUCGACCUCGCAGCUGCAGACCGGUCCGUGGUGGCGAUCACCGCGGCGAUGCCGGGCGGCACGGGCGUGGACAAGUUCGGCAAGCGCUUCCCGAAGAGGACGUUCGACGUCGGCAUCGCCGAGCAGCACGCCGUCACCUUCGCCGCCGGCCUCGCCGUCGAGGGCAUCAAGCCGUUCUGCGCUAUCUACUCCACCUUCCUGCAGCGCGCCUACGACCAGCUCAUCCACGACGUUGCGAUUCAGAAGCUGCCCGUCCGCUUCAUCCUCGACCGAGCCGGCCUCGUUGGCAACGACGGCCCGACGCACCACGGAUCGUUCGACCUCGCCUACAUCGGAUGCAUCCCUGGCAUCGCGCUCUGCGCGCCGUCGGACGAGGUCGAGCUGCGCAACAUGAUGCGCACCAUCUACGAGGUCGACGACAAGCCGACGGCGCUGCGCUACCCGCGCGGCUCGGCGCUCGGUCUCGACGUGCUCAACGACCUCUUCGAGUACGGGCUCGACGAGUACCCUGCUCGCGGAAAGGCCCUCCCACUUGGCAAGGGCCGCGUCGUGCGCGGCGCGCGCGAGGACGUCUCCUCGCGCGUCGCCAUCCUCUCCCUCGGCACGCGGCUCGCCGAGUCCGUCCUGGCGGCGCGCGCGAUCGAGGGCGCGCACGCGGACGUCGGCGUGACGGUGGCGGAUGCCCGAUGGAUGAAGCCGCUCGACACGGCGCUCGUCGCGCGGCUGGCGGAGGAGCACGACGUGCUCAUCACGGUGGAGGAGGGCUCCAUCGGCGGGUUUGGCGACCACGUGCUGCACUACCUCUCGCUGGGCGGCUUCCUGGACGAAGGCACGCUCAAGGCGCGGCCGAUGGUGCUGCCCGACAAGUACAUCGAGGCUGGCUCGAUGGGCGAGCAGUACGAGGAGGCGGGCCUCUCCCAGAGGUUCAUAGAGGCGACGGCGCUGCGGCUGCUGGGCAAGCCCGUCAGCAUGGGCUCCUCCUCACUCGCCGACGAGGAGCCAACCAUCGCGUGAGCCAGCGUGGACACGGCGCACGCGCGUGGGCCGCUGUUUGGCCGUGCCUUUGGGCCGUGCCGGCGCGGCAAAGCCGGCGGCCAACUUUCGCGGGUAGGGGCGCGCGCGCCGCCGGGAGGAGCAUCGCUACGUGUCGCGCUCGCCGUCGAGGGCUGAGCCCCGCCGCAGCCCUAGCCAUGCUGGCGUGCGGGCGGAGGAGGUGGGCGACGCCCCGCAUUUGACUAUCUGCAUGUGUGCGGGCGGGGACGGCGGGGGCAUGGGUCUCUCCCUAUCUGUGCUGUGUACGGCGAGAGGCGCGGCCGCCGCCCGCGGACGGUGGCAUGAGAUCUGAGGUGACAGAUCACACACUUCACAGAUAUUACGCCGGCGCCCGGCGGCGGCGCAUAGGUUGAGUUUUUAAAUAAAUGAAAAGCGAUG